This is a messenger RNA of Pseudomyrmex gracilis, 2402 nucleotides long. It is a transcript of the gene Start1, whose product is annotated as steroidogenic acute regulatory protein-like. The transcript is spliced from 11 exons. Bases 223 to 1677 code for a protein of 484 amino acids. The record is from RefSeq and is a predicted model, not a curated record. Gene Ontology annotation, molecular function: lipid binding. NCBI's taxonomy places the organism in Eukaryota, Metazoa, Arthropoda, Insecta, Hymenoptera, Formicidae.
AGAUAUACACGUUAUGGACGUCAAGAAACGUCAGUCCUUGUUUAUGUUCAGCAAUACACAAUAGUAUACGGUAAUUGAGGUAUUUUCAUAUCUCAAAUUGCAGUAAUGCAGCACACGUGCGUGAUAACGGUCUGUUAGUCAACUCGGCUGUGCAUCUAUGAACGGUUCCAGCUGCGAAAGAGGUCGACGUUACGGCGACGACAUCAAAAACAUAUCAGAAAAAUGACAGAAGAUGAGAGACAAAUUAGAAUAGCAGCGGAGACUAUAUUAAGCGGCUCAAUCAACUCCCAGAGGAGUUCGAUUACACAGCAUAGCAUGACACGUACUCCGGAAUUUGUCAUCACCGAAGAUCUAAUUGCAGGAGCUAGACAGAACGGCAGGAUGUCGAACGUUAGGCGUUUCUUCUGCCUCUUCGUUACUUUUGAUCUUCUACUUACAUUCCUCAUGUGGCUCAUUUGUACAAUGAUCGCAGGUGAAAGUUUAAACACAGCUUUUGAGGAUCAGGUGAUACACUAUCACAUAAAGACGUCGUUGUUUGACAUCGUGAUGGCAGCGAUUUGCAGGUUUACGGUCUUGUUGCUCUUCUACGCGCUGUUGUAUAUCAAUCACUGGAUUAUUGUAGCAAUAUCAACUGCUACAACAUGUGCCUUUUUAAUUGCCAAAGUUUUUCUCUUCGAUUGGACAUCAGCUAAUCAACCAGUAUUUCAAGUUCUUCUGAUCUUGAUUUCUUUUGUGCUAGCGUGGGCAGAAGCUUGGUUCUUCGAUUUUCGCGUGAUGCCUCAAGAAACUCAAGCAAGAAAUUGGAUUCAAAGUUUUUCGGACGCGGAAAGAGCUCCGCUAUUGCAAAAUGUUAUUACGGAAUCGCGGCAGCAUACGGCCAAUAUAGAUCACAUGAAUACAUUUUUCACGCCUGUAGAUUCUCCAGAUCAUUCUGAUGACGAAGACUCGAGAAGACAAGGAAGUUCGAGGAGACUUUCGAAAUCUAGCGAAUUAUUUAUGUCUGUAGGAAAACUUACGUCAGAUAAGAUCAAUGAGUAUAAGACAAUGGCGUCAAAAUCGUUGGAGAAUUGUUAUAGUUUGUUAAUGUCACAGGAAUGGAAGAUUGAAACUGUAACGCCGGAUGGCGAUGAGAUAUCUUACAUGCAGUUGCCGUCAGAAUGGAAACAAGAAGGAAAGGUUAUAAAAAUUACGGGCUACAUCAACGCACAUGCGGACAUGCUGAUCGACUGGUUAUUCGAUACUAUCGAAGAAUUUCCUUCGUGGAACAAACUCGUGACGGAAUCGAUAAAACUACAAAAUAUCGACGAGAACACGGACAUCGUUUAUCAAACAACAAGUCCAUAUGGUCCUCGUGGAAUUAUUACGGCACGAGAUUUCGUUACCUUGAGACAUCGGAAGAAAUGCGGAAAUUAUUAUAUCACAAACGGUGCAUCGAUUUCCACGACAUUAGUUCAAGAUCGUCCGAAUAUAACCAGAGGUGAAAACGGUGUGAGUUGUUUUAUAGCGGAAGAGUUGUCCAAUGAAGCUAGCAAAUGUCGCUUCACAUGGAUUUUAAAUACAAAGUUAAAAGGUUGGAUACCACAAAAAGUUGUAGAUAGAUCAAUAUCGACGUGUUUGAUAGAUUUUAUGACAUAUUUAAGAAAACAUCUAAAUGAUAUGCAAAAACCGAUAAUUUAGCAUUAAAACAACGUUUGCCCAUAAAAUCAAGCCAGUUCACCUAUUUUCAGCCAUUUUUAUCAGACUAUUUAUGUAAGAAAGAAUAACUCUCGUCAUUGGAUAUCUAAUAAUGAGAAUUUCAAUGUCUCAUUCUUCACACAAGCGUAACUGUGUUUCUUAUUUAAAAGAAAAUUAAAAUACAUACGAAUGUGCCGGAAAAGAUGUUUUAAGAUUGGCAAUUUUAAACAGUUCAACUUUUCUGUGUACUCUCAUUCAAAAAACCUUUGUAGUUAUUUUGAUAUAAGUUGUGCGAGACAGAAAGAUUCAUAUAGUCUCUCGUUUCUUAAUAUUAUAAUUCGAUCCUGGAAUGUGAGUACUCAGAAGUCUUAAAUAACACAAGAACCGACUAAUACAAACGGCAUAACAAAAACAUCGUGCAAGAGAUAUGACAAGUAUAUAUAUAUAUAGAUAGAAAAUUCACUUUGUUAAAAGUGAGAAGUUAAGAAAUUAGAUAAAUGAAACUGUUAUAUACAAUUUACAUGAACUCUCAAACAUAUUUUUUUUUACUAUAUUCAUAAAUAAUCUCAUUCUCGUCAAUUUAGCUUUAGUAAACCUUCAGUCUACAACUGCAAUAAGGUCAACAUACACAUUCACACACAUUGCACGUCCUUGUGUUAAAAAAAAUACAUUUAUUUUCAAUAGAUUAAUCGAGAGAGAGAGAGAGAGAGAGAGAGAGAGAGAGAGAG